CCGUUCAACAUGUUUGUCCUGUGCCGCGUAGCUGACGUGAUCCAAGUGGCGCCCGAGCUCUUCUCGGCGGACUACUCGAGUGUCCUGAUAGAAGAGAUCGACCGAAAGUAUGCGAACAAAGUGAUUGCCGACGUCGGUCUGUGCAUUACGCACUACGACUUCAUUGAAAUCGGGGACGCGUACGUUCAUCCAUCCGAUGGCACUUCCCACACAGACGUGAUCUUUCGAAUGGUUGUCUUUCGUCCGUUCAUUGGGGAAAUCCUAAAGGGGAAAAUCAUCAACUGCACGGAAGAACACAUCCGAGUGUCAAUGGAGUUUAUGCAGGACAUCAUCAUCCCAUCCUACGCCAUGCAAAAUCCGUCGUUCUUUGACAAGACAGAAAGGUUAUGGGAGUGGAAGUUUCCUGGCCGCGAAGACGACCAAGACCCGUACUAUAUGUACCUGAAUGAAGAGGUCAGAUUUCGAGUGACCAACAUCAACUUUACUCGAGUGCUCAAGACAGCAAAUGGUCCCCCACCGCCGUCGCAAUCGCCAUCCUUGCCUGCUUACGUUCAUGUGCUGUAGGCAUGCAAGCAGUCACGGAGGCCGCAGACACCAAGCCCGAUAAAAGCGAAAACCCGACGCGGCGCCGGUCGUCCAGCGUCGACCUAUCGGACACGGACCCCAAACCCGCCGCUCUGCAAAUCAUCGGAACGAUCGAUGAAGACGGCCUCGGGUUGUCGUCGUGGUGGGUCGAGUCGUAGGUCCGACGACAGCCGUGAACAACACCGCGACCGAAUGGAUGGGGCAUAUUUUGCAACACGACGAUAUACGACUACUAUUGCUACUUCACGUCCGACUACUUCUUUCGAAUGACUGCUUCUAAGAUCGUUCGCAUAAACCGCGUGAGUUCGGACCGUUGAAAACUGAGCUCGUCCUACGUGCCCACUUUUGACAACGAAGAAUUGUGUAAAUAUGUACCAAGAGAAAGUCGGGAACAAGCGGCGCUGCCUGCCGCUUCUGGUGGUCCACUUCUUCCAUGGAUGGACUGUACUCGAGUUGGUCCCGCGGGUUGGUUGGAAUCGCCACGUUGAAGCUAAACUGCUUGGCAUCCAGCGAGUCGAUCGCCCGACACGACACCUCGACUUUGUCAUCGCUGGAACUCUUCAAAUUGAUAUGCAAGCUCGACAAGAGCUCGUAGAUUCCCAACAACUACGUCAAUAGACCACUUCAUAACAAAUGGAAAUCCCCCCAUGACGUUCUCCAA
Messenger RNA from Aphanomyces invadans, 1246 nucleotides. Its product is annotated as DNA-directed RNA polymerase, variant. NCBI's taxonomy places the organism in Eukaryota, Oomycota, Saprolegniomycetes, Saprolegniales, Verrucalvaceae. The coding region runs from base 10 to 564 and encodes 184 amino acids. Gene Ontology annotation, cellular component: RNA polymerase III complex. Gene Ontology annotation, biological process: transcription initiation at RNA polymerase III promoter; DNA-templated transcription. The record is from RefSeq and is a predicted model, not a curated record. The transcript is spliced from 6 exons.